AUGUCUAAUCUGACCUCCGCUUCUGGAUUUCUGCUUCUGGAAUUUUCUCAGGUCCGAGAACUGCAGGUCUUACAGUUCUUUCUGUUCCUAGCAUUAUACUUAAUAAUCAUAAUGGGGAAUCUUUUGAUCAUUGUUGUGAUAGCUCUUGACCAUCGUCUACAUAUACCAAUGUACUUCUUCCUAAUGAACUUGGCCAUUUCUGAUAUUGGCACAGUUUCUGUCACUCUACCCAAAUCAAUGUUUAACUUACUCAUAAACAGCAGUCACAUUUCCUAUUUUGAAUGUGUCUCUCAAAUUUUCUUCUUUUUAGUGUUUGAAUGCUUAGAUUUUGCUAUUUUAAUAAUAAUGGCACAUGACCGGUAUGUUGCUAUCUGCAAUCCACUGCAAUAUGAACAAAUCAUGAAUGAAGGAGCCUGCGUUCAGAUGACAACCAUUGCAUGGAUUGCCAGUAUUCUCUAUUCUGCGCUACACACUGCUGGCACAUUUUCAAUGAACUUCUGCUCCAAUCGUGUUGAUCAAUUCUUCUGUGAAAUCCCCAAAUUAAUGAAAUUGUCUUGCUCUGACUUAUACUUAGUUGAAGUUGGAAUUCUUGUAUUUAGUUAUAUCAUAGCAUUGGGAUGCUUCAUUUUCAUUAUUAAAACUUACGUGUGGAUUUUCACUACAGUCCUCAAAAUCCCUUCCAAACAGGGACAGCAUAAGGCCCUCUCCACUUGCCUGCCCCACCUCCUUGUUGUCUCUCUGUAUGUGUUCUCUGCAACCUUUGUUUAUGCAACACCACAUAGUAAUAUCUCACCUGACCUGGAUCUAGUCUUUGCUGUGAUAUAUACUAUACUUCCUUCUUUACUAAAUCCCUUCAUCUAUAGCUUGAGAAACAAAGAGAUCCAGACUGCAUUGCAGAAGCUAUUGAAUCUUAAACACUUGUAUGGCACUGUUCCCAAAUUUGUUCUGAAAAGUUGA
Molecule: messenger RNA, 957 nt
Organism: Podarcis raffonei (Aeolian wall lizard)
Lineage: Eukaryota; Metazoa; Chordata; Lepidosauria; Squamata; Lacertidae
Product: olfactory receptor 14A16-like
Exons: 1
Coding region: 1-957 (318 amino acids)
Biological process (GO): G protein-coupled receptor signaling pathway
Cellular component (GO): membrane
Molecular function (GO): G protein-coupled receptor activity; olfactory receptor activity
Source: RefSeq, a predicted model, not a curated record